This is a messenger RNA of Camellia sinensis, 824 nucleotides long. RefSeq names its product protein cornichon homolog 4. Gene Ontology annotation, biological process: vesicle-mediated transport. NCBI's taxonomy places the organism in Eukaryota, Viridiplantae, Streptophyta, Magnoliopsida, Ericales, Theaceae. The record is from RefSeq and is a predicted model, not a curated record.
UAGAAAAAACAACGCAGACAAACAAACAAACAGAAAAACAAAAAACAAGGGAAGAGGAGAGAGACGGGAGGGAAGGGAUUAGGGCCAUGGCGGAUAUAUUUGCAUGGCUCCUAUCCUUCUUCCUUCUUAUUGCUGUCCUCGGCAUCCUUCUUUACCAGCUCAUGUGCUUGGCUGACCUUGAGUUUGAUUAUAUCAAUCCAUAUGAUUCGGCAUCUCGGAUAAACAAGGCUGUUUGGCCAGAGUUUAUUACUCAAGGAUCCCUGUGCUUCUUACAUCUUAUAACUGGGCAUUGGUUUAUGUUUUUGGUCUGCCUCCCAUACUCAUACUACAACUUUAGAUUGUACACUAAGAAACAACAUUUGGUAGAUGUAACUGAGAUCUUCAACCAACUGCCUUGGGAAAAGAAGCUACGAAUUUAUAAGCUUGUGUACCUUGUGGUACUCCUCUUCUUGUCCGUAUUCUGGAUGAUUUGGACCAUUGUGGACUUGGAGUAACAUAUAAUCAAUAAGGGAUUGGUGCUCUAUGUAGACUGUUUCCAAUGUUUGCAAUGAUUGCGGAUCUGAGAUGCUCCAAAACUCAGAGAUCAGAGUUGGAGUUUUGUGCAUUGUACCACACUCAUGCAUACUGAUGAUGCCCUGAACGGUUGUCGUUUCAAGUGACCAAAAAAUAAAUAAAUUAUAACUUGUAUUGAACCGGAAUGUAUGUCCCAAGAAUAUGAUUUAUUUGUUGUAAAUUAGGAUAAACAAUCUUUUGCAACAGUGUAUUUUUGUAUUUGAAAUUAUCAGAGUUCUUUCUACAGUAGUUGCAGUGUUAUUCAAAGCUCA